AAAGUCAUUAAAAAAACAGCAACAAAUGCUCAAUCCCGUCGAGUGAGUCCAAUCAAAGCUGUGUGCCUUAUUCCCAUCAAAGCCAAAGCAUUUCUCUCGCCCAAACUAUACUCAAUUUGCUCUGAGUUUCAACAAGAUGCAGCAGCACCAUGAUGUUGGUGGGUAUGCCAAGGUCAACCUCACAAUGCGCAUCUUAUCUGCCUUCUUUGUUGGGCUCGUGGCUGCCGCGGCCGCAGCCGCCACCAGUAGCUAUCGCCGGAAAAAGUCGUCCAAGGCGUUGAGAGCCCCAAACAACAUCUCCCCACCACGGAUAGACAGGACAGAAUCCGGCCGUGUCGGAAAUAUCGAGAGAUUCUCCCAUUAUGUUGCUAGGCAACUGGGAAUUUUAGAUGCAAAUGAGUGUCCCCAGCUAUGCAAGUUAGCUUAUGAUUACUUGAGAAAAUCCAAAGGGUGUGAAGAUAGCAUCUAUGCAUAUCUGGCUUCAGAAGCAGAUGCAGAUUCUCUCUGCAUAAGUUUAAUGCAAGAAUUUGAAAGAUGCAUCCUCACUUAUUUUGCAUUUCAUUGGAGUCAAGCUACUCUUAUGAUAUCUCAGGUUUUGAAUGUAGAGACUAAGAAGAAAACGAAGCUCAAAGACCUAGUAUUGACAGCUACCAGGAAGCAGAGAUUUGAGAGGAUCAGCAAGGAACUAAAAGUGACAAGGGUGUUCUCUACGUUGGUGGAGGAAAUGAAAGCAAUAAAGGCAGAAUCACAAUGUACGGACGUGAUGGUGCCGGUGGCCCAUAGUGAGAGGAGCCCCGUGCUUCUACUUAUGGGUGGUGGGAUGGGCGCUGGCAAGAGCACUGUGCUCAAAGACAUUCUCAAAGAGCCAUUCUGGUCAGGAGCAGCAGCAAAGGCUGUGGUUGUUGAGGCAGAUGCUUUCAAAGAGACAGAUGUGAUUUACAGAGCCCUCAGCUCUAGAGGUCACCACACUGACAUGCUCCAAACUGCUGAAUUGGUGCACCAAUCAUCAACUGAUGCUGCAUCAUCGCUCCUAGUGACUGCACUCAACGAAGGACGGGAUGUGAUCAUGGAUGGCACCCUGUCGUGGGCACCCUUUGUUGAGCAGACAAUCGACAUGGCCCGGCACGUUCACAAAUGCCGGUACCGGAUGGGAGUUGGGUACAAGGUGGCUGAGGAUGGCACCAUUACUGAAAACUAUUGGGAACGAGUGGGUGAAGAAGAGGAUCUUCAUGACCAGCUGAAGAUUAAUAGUGGACAGGAACCCAAGAGAAAACCAUACAGAAUUGAGUUGGUUGGAGUUGUUUGUGAUGCUUAUUUAGCUGUUGUUAGAGGCAUCAGAAGAGCUAUAAUGGUUAGGAGGGCAGUAAGGGUGAAUUCACAGUUGCAAUCCCACAAGAGAUUUGCUAGCGCUUUUUACGGAUAUUGCCAGCUUGUUGAUAAUGCCAGGCUCUACUGCACCAAUUCUAUGACUGGCCCUCCUAUGCUGAUAGGAUGGAAGGAUGGAGUCAACAGGCUACUGGUAGAUAUUGAAGAAAUCAAAUGCUUGACAAACUUAAGCAGUUUGAAUUCUGAUGCAGAAUCCAUAUACGAGCUUUAUAUGCAGAACCCAAGCCUUAUACUGGAGCCUGGUUCUUGUUGGAAAGACUUUGUUUUGUCCCCUUCAAGGCCAAGCCUUCAGCAGAAGCUAAGAGCUGUCAUUCAGAAAAUUGAAAUUUCAAGGACGCUAACAAAUUAGAUUGAUCCAUGUUUGCGUCUUUAUUUGAAAUUCUGUAAAUGGAAAAUUUUAAGAAUGGAUUGGACUUUUAUACA
Messenger RNA from Prunus mume (Japanese apricot), 1809 nucleotides. RefSeq names its product calmodulin calcium-dependent NAD kinase-like. The record is from RefSeq and is a predicted model, not a curated record. Gene Ontology annotation, molecular function: kinase activity; ATP binding. NCBI's taxonomy places the organism in Eukaryota, Viridiplantae, Streptophyta, Magnoliopsida, Rosales, Rosaceae.